CUCACCCGUUCGCUCUCUCUCCCCCACUGCUCACCAUCAUCCACCCCUCGAGCUCAGCGUCGCCGCCGUGACGCAUCAUGGCUUCAUCAUCCAAGAUAGCUGCCACGAUGGUGGGGUCUUCGUCGUCUAGAGACGUCACGACCCAAAGGAACCUCCUUGAGCACGUCAACGACCUGCGAAGGUACGCCAAUUUGGAAACGCUCAACGACUUUGUCGCCAACGGAGGACAUGGCUGGCUUGAGGCUAUGGUGGAUCACGCGAAAGUCUCUUACAAGCACUACAAAGAGUCGGAAGAGGAUGACACGAUCACUGGCAACGUGCAUCAAAUGGCCGGCGAUCUGCUCAAGACGCCCUCUCGUAAAAAAGGCAUUGCCCACAAGACGAAGAAACCGGCCACGAAGAAACAAGGAAACAAGCCUAGAGAACCGUCACCAGAUCCCUUUGGAGGUGACGACGUGGGAAGGGUGCCACUGGUAGCCGAUAACAACAAAGAAAACACCAACGGACGACAGGCCUCCUCCUCUGACAACAACAACAGCAGCAGCAGUGGACUACUCCGCUCGACCAGAAGUAGAGCGGAUAAGAGCCAGUUGAUAGAGAAGCUUCCCAAUCCUUUCCAAAAACGGGUCCUCGAGGCAAAAGAGAACGCAAAGAAGGCAUCAACGAAGGUCAAGUCCUCCGAUGUGACAGAAGAAGGCUCUCCCGUCUCAGCUGCUGGUCCCUCACAAGUAAAGAAACAAGGUAAAACCACCACAGGGAAGGCAACAGCUAAACAGACAGCUCGGAACGCUAGUACUGCAAAGAAGACAGGCCAGAGCAAACCGGCUGAGGCUUCUUCCAAGGCAAGCGCGGUUCAGGAGGCCUCUUUUGCGUCGACUGCCUUUGUCUCCGCGACGGAUGGUGCCGGCAACGAAGAAAAUGGCAUCCAUUUCGAAGAGAGCAGGGAAGACUUUGAUGAGGGGAAAGCUACGCCUUCCAUGGAGGUCGAGGAGGGCGACGAGCCGAGAGAGUCUACGCCUCCCCCGCAAAGCCCCACCAAGGCCGAGCGCGACAAUGCGUCUUUCCAGGCCAGGCUAAAGCUUGAGGAGAGUUUGGCUCGGUUGACUGGCCAUGGCGACGACGAGUUUUGCGGGAGCGAAGAUGAGGAAAACGAAGAUGAUGCUCCAGCAGAAGACGAAGAUAGCGCGCGGACAAAAGUGGGCGCACAUCGUGACUUCGAAGACCAGGAGACUCUUGAGAUCCAAAUCAAGGGCGAAGUGGCGCAGUCGCCGCCCUCUUCCGACGUCAGGCCUAGUGAUGCAAGACCACCAUCUGUCGAUCAUACGAACAAGCAAGACUCGAAUUCGGUCCCAGCCUCUGACGACUCCGCGUCGACCCGUCCCGUCGUGUCGAUGAUGGAGGACCUUGGUCUGGGCAAGCCUUUGAGUACAACUUUGACUUCGACGAAACGCGCCCUCUCUUCUUUCUCCACGACGAAAAGGGCAAACGUGGUCGCAACAGCACCGGAGCCCGCGACAAUGGCGACGACUAUAAAGUCUAGCUUCCUCUCCAAGAGUCUCAGGAUGGCAUCAAGCGAGAAUAGCCUCGAGGAAGAGAAGUCGAGUGGUCCGCAGGAGGAUCGUAAAGAGCCAUCAAACAGUGAAGCGGGAACGGCUGCGCCUUCUCCCGCCCCUCGAUCUCCGCCCAGCUCUGAAGUCCCUGCCGAAUCGUCAUCGUCUUCAUCAUCAUCAUCGUCAAGAAAGCGAAAGAACAGCGUCGUGGAGGUCGAUAACGCAACCAAGACCUCAUCGCCCGAGAAGACGCCAACAGACGCUUCUAGCAAAGCGCGGAAGGUGUCUCCACAGACCAGCUCGGCCAAGGAGGCUCAGACAAGUCAGCAGUCAGCGAAGGCCACCCUUGCCAGCCUGCGUUCCCAGAUCGAGACCUACUCAAAGCCGGCGUCGCAGAAGUCGACGACAAAUGCGGUUGGCCUCGGGCAGAAGGGAUGGACCAGCCCGGUCUUGGGCCGCUUUGCCUCGCAGAUGAGCAGCAGGUUGCCCAAGUCGCCAACAAAGGCCAAAGGUGCGGUCCCUGGCAGCGAGGCCGGCCAAUUGAAACUUCCUGCUUCACCUGGAAAGAACGCAGCAACAUCGACAGCAACAGCGCGCUCAUCGCCGGCAAAGCCUUCGCGCUUACCUCUUGCCUCAACGACGCCAGCGAAUUCGCCAGGUCCCAAGGCGGUAGCCCAGCCAAGAGCAGCUGUCGAUCCUUCUCCUUCAAAAUCGCUGUCUCCUGAUAAGGGACCCUCCAACAGUCGCGUCAGAGAGGAGCCAGACGCGAAAGAUAAGGUGUCUGAUGGCCCAGAGGAAGAGGACAAUCUUGAAGAUGAUGUGUCGACCGACUCAGGAGAGGAGAGCAGCAGCGCCGAUGACGAAAGGUCCGAAGGUGAUCUUUUGCUGGAGGAGAUUGCUGCCAGCUCCACAAGGCCUCUGCAGCAACAGCAGCAGCACUCGCAGACGAGGCCUAGCAACAAUCCGCGACCUCCAGGGGCUUCGAUGAUUCGGCCGAUGGCGGCAAUGCCAAGAAAUGCAGCUCAGAGCUCUCAUACGAUCAAGUUACCGUCCAAAAUGGCGCCUUCCACAUUGCCUCCGUCGUCUAGCACGAGCCAGGCCAACAGCGGUUGGCUGGGCAAGGUCAAGAGCUUCAUCGGAUUGCCUCCGGGGAUUCCGGUACCUGUUUCAUCUGCGUCCGGCGACCAAUCGAGCUCGUCGACCCAAACAACUUCGUCGCAGCCUCACUCGAUCUCGAGCAGUUCUGGCUUCGUCCCGAAAACGAUUCACAACAGCGCCGGGGCAAAGGCUGGGAUGUCGAAGCCUGCCGAACUCCCGCGACCAGCGUCAGCCCUUAAUACCUCGCACACCUCGUCGAGCAAGCCUCAGAGUGUCAUCAGGGCCGAAGCGGCGCGAAAGAAGGAGACGGAGAAGGCACGCGAGAGGGAAGAGCGGCUCAAGCAGAUCCAGGCGCAGAGGGAGGCGAGAGAGGCGGCCGCUAGCAAUACGGGCAAACGUGAACGAGAAGAAACCAAGCCAAAAGCGACAGCCCCUGCUCAGCAGCGCCCGGCUGUCAAUGCCAGCAACAAUGCUGAGACGGCAGGUAAUAAGAAGCGCAAGUCGAAUGAAGGUGCAGCCGUGCCUGUCAAGGCUGCUGCUCAGCUAUCCGCUUCCACAACGAACCAUAAACUUGGAAAGCCACCAAGCCAGCAAAAUCUUCGUCUCGGCCAGCCCAGCGCCAGCGCACGUCCCAUGAUGCCGUCGAAGCCUGCCUCUCAACAGGCCCAGAGUACAAAGUCGAGCCAACAGCAGGCAGUCUUUUCGAACCAGAAUGUGUUCCAGAUGGCAAAAGCGUCUACCUCUACGACAACCAACCUUGUACGCCCCGCCAGCCAACAAGUAACCCAAGCUCAUGGCCAGCCGCAACGCCAAGGAACGGGUAGUCGUGUCGUGCAACCUGCUCAAGCGCAGGGCUCGCAGCCAAAGAAGCCACAGAAGCCACAGAAGGAGGAAUACAUCGAGUUGGAGGAACCGCCGUCCGAAUACAGCGACUCGGAAGAUGAGGCGACGAUUGCGCGCCGAGCCAAGCACAAGCCGUGGGAGACGCGAGAGGGCCUCGAAGCCGCGCUGCUUCAGCAGGCCGAUAUCGACGCCGAUGAAAUUUUUGGCGUUCCGCAGGGCAAUGUGCCCCUCGAAGAGAUGAUUCCUCCUCAAUCGGAACACGAAGCUAGGGCAAGGAGGAGGCCCAGGAGCUCGAGUGCGAACUGGUCUGGCAAGGACGGCCUGCAGCAGUAUGAGAUUGAUCGCUACAACAAGAGGCUGGGCAUCGUGACUGGAUCAACGCCGGCAUUAGCGUCUUCGUCGGUGAAGUCGCCCGUGAGGACUAGCAGCUUAGCGCAGGACGCCAGGAUGCAAGCCAGGCAGGGUUGACUUGUCUUUCAGCAACAAUGAUUUCUCCGCUCCUUCCAUUGACAACGACCUUGCUAUUGUUCUUACACUCAUACAUGUACUACCCCAUUGUCUCGCGUAUACUCAUGCAAUUGCUGAUUCUGCUCUCUUCGAUUACCA
Molecule: messenger RNA, 4097 nt
Organism: Acaromyces ingoldii
Lineage: Eukaryota; Fungi; Basidiomycota; Exobasidiomycetes; Exobasidiales; Cryptobasidiaceae
Exons: 3
Coding region: 78-3959 (1293 amino acids)
Source: RefSeq, a predicted model, not a curated record